Molecule: messenger RNA, 5418 nt
Organism: Aplysia californica (California sea hare)
Lineage: Eukaryota; Metazoa; Mollusca; Gastropoda; Aplysiida; Aplysiidae
Exons: 11
Coding region: 130-5055 (1641 amino acids)
Cellular component (GO): cytoplasm
Molecular function (GO): ATP binding; DNA binding; zinc ion binding
Source: RefSeq, a predicted model, not a curated record
CUAAGUCUAGAUCUAGAUCUAGAGUCUAGAUCUACUUUUCUUCGUCUUCUCGAUCAGUACUUGCGAGUACCCAAGGCCCAAACCCAAGCAUUUUGAAACUCGAGGAAGUCGUUUUCUACCAUCAGGAAGAUGGAAUCGUCAAAUGACCUUGGGAAUACUGACACUGUGGGACCAAAUGGUCUGGAGUUUAUCUUUGAAGGUGGAAAAGGUAGAUGUUUUGUCUGUAAUGUCGAGUUCACCUCAAGAGCACUGGCUGAUCAACAUUUGUCUGGACAGAAACACAUGAAAAAAUGCCAAAACCUACGUCCAUUUGAUUUCUCUAGACCUCCAGCUCCUUUGCAGAGAAGCAAUGCUACAAUCCAGGCUUCAGUGCCCAGCUCAUUAGAAAUUUGUCCCUCUUCAGUUGGAGGAACCCUUGGCCCAGGUGGCAAAGUGUAUGAAAUGCAUGGUUCACAAGGUAUUUGUUAUGUCUGUAAUGUUGAACUGUCAUCACCUCUGAUGGAAGAAAGCCACAUCAAUGGUCAAAAACAUCAGAAGAAAGUGGCAGCUCUCUCUGGUUCCAGUGUAGAAAAUAGUGGUCCUCAGCCUGUUGAUGCAAGCCAAACACAGAACCUGCUUAAAGGAAUGGCCAGUGGAAAAUUGCUCAUGUGUUCUGUAUGUUCAGUGGGUUUUUCUGGACCACAGAAUGCUCAACAACAUUUUCAGGGUGCCAAACAUCUGAAAAAAUUGGCCCAGUUGAAUUUGUUAGGUAAAUUAAGCACAGAUUUCAGCAGUGACCCAGACCAGACUGAAGUAAAAGAAGUUUGGACCCCAGUGACUCAACAAAGCAUGUCAUCGCACAGUUUUAGCACAAGCAGUUCAAACAAGACUUUAUUAGCUCAUAGUUUGCCAGCACCCGUCACUGAUGUUGUCACAUCUGUUCAGGUGAGCGAACAUAUUGCUUCGAAUGAACAGAAUAGUUUACAGUUAGGACUUGUACUCACCUCUCCUGUACAGUUCACAACAAAACCCUCAGUUGACUCAGGAGAAAGACAGAAACCUGAACCAGUAACUGCUGCAGGUCUAGAAGGAGGCCGUGGUGAUCACUCAAAUAGUAGUUUCCAAAGGGCCAUCAGUGUGUCAUCAGAAGAAAAUGUUGUCACCAACGAAUCUAAUGUGAAGAACCAGCAGAUGGAUAAUUUUUGUUCAAACCUGAACGAGUCCCCAAAGUUGAAGGACAAAGAUAAUAUCAUUAGGAGCAUCAGUACCAGUGAUGGGAAUAGUUUUCCUGUGUCUGAAACAAGUGGUGGUUUUGGAGACUCAAGUUUAACCUCAAGCAUAACAGAUAAUUGGUUAAUUGGACAGAAUAGAGCAGUUGGAAACCCAGAGAGUACUGCUCGGACUACCUUAAGUCAUGAGGGAAAUCAGCAGCAUCUUCCGUCAUGUUCAGAUGGUCAUGGUAUGGAUAUUGGCCAACGACAACACUUUGUGAUAUGCACUAAAGAUCGUGUAACUGAAACAAGAGUACAGCAGGUGCAUUCUCCUUUUGAUGUGGGACUGAACUCUGAAGGGUAUACUUUCAAUGGUGUUAAAGGAUUCUGUUAUGCAUGCCAAGUGGAUUUGACUUCUCUUCAAUUAGCUAAACAGCAUGUCAAUGGCCAAAAGCACAAGAAGAAGGUUGAUUUGUACAAACAAGCCCAGACUGUUUCAGGACAAGUUGGUUUUGGCCAGUACUUGCCUUCAGGGGCACAGACCCCAUUGGCCCCAUCAGACUCUCAGCAUGAUAGAAGAGAUGAAACCUACUAUUUCUCCCAGCUGCAGGGUAGAGGCUACUGCCAAGCAUGCAACAUUGAGCUAACUUCAUAUCAACACUGUCAACAACACAUCAAUGGCAGCCAACACCGACGGCGACAACUGAAACUUAGUGAAGAGAGUGAAGAGUUUCCCCUCUCUUGUGAAGUUUGUGCAAAAAGUUUCACAGGGCAAGAAAGUGCUGCUCAGCACUUCGCUUCUGCAAAGCAUAAACAGAAAGUGGAUGUUAUAAAUGAGUGCAAGACCCUUGAGUAUUUACAGCAUGGCCGCAAAGUCAGAAAAGACGGAAGCAUUUGGUAUGCCUGUGACAUUUGCAAGUGCCUGAUGAACACCAUUGAGCAAUUUCAGUUCCACAAGAAAAGUCCCCGGCAUCAGAGUGAACUUCAGAAGUGCUCCAACAGCGGUGUAAAUGCUCCUGAAACAGAUCUCAGUCAUGCCUCUGGAGGUGAUGCUAAGUCUGUGCCAGGGUCCCCUGAAGUAUCUGCUAUUUUGUCUGGAAGCAAUGGUGGUUCUGAGCCCAGAGCGGAGACUGCAAUGAGCCCCAGGGUGCAAAAUACAAUACAGUCUGUACUGGAGCAACAUUACAAGGUGUUGACGUUUGGACGCGAGCCGUCGGUCACUCCACAUGUUGAUGACAGGAGAAACUUUCAAUACGGCUCUAAAGACUGUCAUAGAGAAGGGACUUGCAGUGAUGAAAGAGAUUUGAGUGCCGUUGGAGCUCCAAGUCUGUCUGCUUUGUAUCAAGGUGAAGGUCCCAGUGGAACAGAUGGUCUCUCUAAUAAUUCAUCAGGUCAGCAUGCUUCCCUCGAAGACAGCCGGAAUGAUGCAAGUGUUCAGAGACCCCCAAGGCCUGCCUCAUGUGAAGCAGGACAAAGUGGUCAAGUUCUUUCCCAGGUUGGAAAUGCCAGCAGACGUGACAACAUUGGCAGUGCCCGUUCUUCAGAAGGUGCCUGUUUCUCAUCGAUUCUUCCUAGUGAAAGAGGUUAUAACUUAGUGUGCACUCCUCGAAGCAACUUCCAGCGCAGCAGCUCCGGUGGGUGUGGAGACAGGAGGAGCUCUGAGAGCAGCCAAGACAAUAGGGAGGAUGGCUCAGGCACAAAGGGUGGUGCAGAAGGUGGUCGCGACAGUUCCAGUCAUAUGACUGGGGCUAGAGGAAGCGUAGACUCGGACAUGAUCUCAUCUAAACCUCGGGGUGUUGCUCAAGGACGGACAUCUCGUGCUGGACUGAGAGGCAUGGUAUCUGUGGAAUAUAUGGAGAGAUGUGGAGAAGAUUAUAAAGAAGAUUCAUCGGAUAAAGAACCUGGUGAUUUUGAUAAGAACAUUGAUACAGAGGAGGAACCACCUGAACCAACCAAAAGAAAGUCAGAGGAGCUGGCUGGGAGGAGUUCCAAGUCUGGGUCCCCAUACUAUUGUAACAUUUGUAACGCGCGUAUGGAUACAAAAGCUAUGUAUAAAAUCCACAUGGCAGGUGCAAAGCACAUGUUCAAUGAAUCCAAGAAAUCUGCUCCUACGAGACAGCUGAAGCCUGUUGCGAAGACAGAGUUCAGUGAUGAUGCCUGUGAUACUGCUUGCAAUGCGGUGGACACCACACCACGACCAUACCAAAUUGAGUUGGUUGAAAAAGCGCUUAAGAGUGACUCUCUUGUCUACCUACCCACAGGUACUGGCAAGACACUGGUUGCCGUUGUGGUUAUUGCUGCUAUGCUUGAAGCCAACACAGACCGUCCAGUUCUCUUUUUGGUAGACAAAGUCCUGUUGGUCAUGCAACAAGCAAAAUAUAUCAAAAGGCAGUUGGGUCAUCGAAAAUUCAAGAGAGUGAGUCUCACCAAAGAUACUGAAAUAGAGGAAAGAGACUUGGAAGUUAAGAUUAUUUGUGGUGGAAUGCAGAGCAAAAGCACACUGCCUAUUUGGAAGCAUGACAUUGUGGUCACCACUGCAGCAUUCUGUGACAACAUGCUGUCCAAAGGGGUGGUCAGAUGGGAAGACUUUAGUUUGGUGGUGCUAGAUGAGGUCCAUCACUGUGGAAAGCAGCACCCAUAUCACAAACUGCUGAGUGUCCACCACCGGUGCUUGCCCUAUGAGUCCCGUCCAAAGAUGUUGGGGCUCACAGCUUCUCCGGCUGGGAAGUCUACGGUUGAGGAAGCCUACAAGAUGUUGAAGAACCUACUCAGCAACAUAGGCAAUGCCAAGAUAGCUAUUGUUGAGGGAGAGCUGGCUAUGGAGAGCUUAGCCAGCUACAAGUCUGAUGCCCAGCUGAAGUCCAUCCAUGUGCCUCUCAGCUCUAAGGAGGAGGAGCUGAAACUGCGCCUGCUGAAUUACUUCGUCAGAUGCUACUCCAGGUUUGCUCAGAUGUCUCCUGAGCUCAAAGACAAUCAAGAGACUCCCUGUUUUUAUCUUUGGGAUGCUGUUCAGAGGCCAGAUGAUCAAGAGGUGAUGGACGGCAUAGCAAAUAGGUUGCUCUCGGACCCUGAGCCUUUGAGUGCAAUUCUUCAAGUUAUUUAUAAUGCCAAAAGGUCGGACAGCGUUCUAGAUAUAACAUUUCAUUAUGUUCGAGAGCACUUGUGCAAGCUUGCAUUGGCUUUAUUGAAUAUUGGAGUAGAUGACGAGUGUAUAGAUGACUUGUUGUCACAGUUCAAGUCGGAAGAUAAUGCAACUGUUGAAGUGGUGAAGGGCUUUGGCCUGCCAUGUGAUGACAUGUACCAGAGAGUGCUUCACUUCUCGCAGGAUGGCAAGGACGAUCUCUCCAUGUAUUCCAAAUUAAUGCAGGUGCUGCAGGAGAAGGAGUACAUUGACUGGUCGAAUCCUGAAUGCAAAGCUCUAGUCCUGGUGCGAGAGCGCAAGCAGGCGAAACAACUGUGUCAGCAGCUGCGCAAGCAUGAGUUUGUGAGGGACAAGCACAGAGUCUCGCAGCUGGUUGGCCAUGGGAAAACGGGGAAAGACAAGGGUAUGAAGGUCAAAGAGCAGAAGCAAGUCAUGGACAAUCACGAAAUAAUUGAUAUCAUCGUCGCCACUUCCAUAGCGGAAGAAGGGGUUGAUUUUCAGGCUUUGCAACUGGUGGUGUGUAUGAAUCCACCUACAAGUGUCACAGCUCUUGUGCAAAUGCGUGGUCGUGCCCGACGAAAGGGCAGCUUUUUUGUCAUUCUGUGCAGCAGCGAACAGGAAGUUGAAAAGUUGAACACCCUGGUGAGCCAGGAGGAGAGAAUGCAAGAGGCCUCCAAGAGAUGUGCUGCAGAAAAUGAGCUCUGUGAAAGAGAGGAGAGCUGAGGAACCUUGGGGAGUUUGGAGAUUACCCCAGAGCUUUUAUGUCUCUUGUCUUUGCCACCUUCUGGACUGGAGAAGUGGAUAUUUGGGGUGAAUCUAGGUGCCUGGUGAAUGCCUCUCUCAAUGCUGUGAUAAAUACCUACUUGUGAGUUCUAGAUUGUCCAUCACUGGAUCUUUGUGGAGAUGGACUUCAACUCUUUCAUUACUACUCUCACCUAUUUGUUGUUUGGGCUUGCAUUAUUGAGAAGUAAUUAUGACUGAAGGCAGUGGCCAACCACCCCUGGUAGUGUGUGAGUUUAACUGCAAGCUUGACUUCAAUACAUUUCGAAAGAGAGCCAGGCUUUUUAUUGAAUAUUAUUGCAUUUU